Messenger RNA from Eublepharis macularius, 6421 nucleotides. RefSeq names its product solute carrier family 44 member 1 (gene SLC44A1). Gene Ontology annotation, molecular function: choline transmembrane transporter activity. The record is from RefSeq and is a predicted model, not a curated record. Gene Ontology annotation, biological process: transmembrane transport; choline transport. Gene Ontology annotation, cellular component: plasma membrane. The coding region runs from base 460 to 2424 and encodes 654 amino acids. The transcript has 16 exons. Lineage: Eukaryota; Metazoa; Chordata; Lepidosauria; Squamata; Eublepharidae.
UGCGGCGGGGCCGGGCAGCCUAUCUGCGGGCCGGCUGGGCGUCCCCGGGCGGGAGCGUUCCGCCGCUGUUUCCAGGCCGACGGCGCCGCCUGGUUGGCUGAGGGGCCGCGGCGCCGGGAGCCGGGCCGCGGCGGCGCAGGCUCGCCCGGGCUCCUCCCUCAGGAAGGCCGCCGGGAUGGCGGCGGAGGGGGCGGGAUGAGGGGCCGGCAGCCGCCUCAGGAGCGGCGGCGGCGGCGGAGGGCUCGGAGGCGCCGCUGCGGAAGGGCCGAGUGAGCGAGCGAGCGGGACCAGCCGCCCCCGCCGAGCCCCUGCCCGGCUGCCCGCCUCCCGCCUCUGCCCUGCCCUCCCCCGCCGCCUUGCCGCCGCCGCUGUCGUCGCCCUGGGGCCGGGCGGGCGGCCGGGAAAGCGCGGCGCUUGGAUGCCCGGAGCCCGCGGCGCGGAGCCAGCCCCGAGCCCGCCAUGGGCUGCUGCGGCAGCGCCGCCUCGCAGAGCUCCAAGCGAGAGUGGAAGCCUCUCGAGGAUCGCAGCUGCACAGAUAUCCCAUGGCUGCUCCUGUUCAUUCUUUUUUGCGUUGGAAUGGGUCUUAUUUGUGGCUUUUCAAUAGCUACUGGAGCAGCUGCAAGAUUGACUUCAGGAUAUGACAGUUACGGAAAUAUCUGCGGACACAAGAAUGUAAAAGUAGAGGGAAUAGACAACAGUGGUUUGGACCUUACAGAAAAGAAGUACGUGUUCUUUUUGGAGCCAUGCAAUGUAGACCUGGUACGUCGGAAGAUCAAAUCUAUUGCUCUCUGUGUGUCAGCGUGCCCACGAAAUGAGUUGAAAACACUGGCUGAUGUUCAGAAAUUCGCAGAGACUAAUGGUUCCACUCUAUGUAGCUAUGAACUGAAGCCAUCUGAAUACACUACAGAUCCAAGGGCUGCUCAGCUUUGCCCCAAGCUCCCAGUUCCAGAGAGUGCACCUAUUCCAUUCUUCCAUCGCUGUGCUCCUGUGAACAUUUCCUGCUAUGCCAAGUUUGCAGAAGCCCUGAUCACCAUUGUCAGUGACAGUAAUGUCUUGCACAGGCUGAUUAGUGGAGUAAUGACCUGCAGAGAGAUUAUAUUGGGACUUUGCUUGCUAUCACUAGUGUUUUCCAUGAUCAUGAUGGUGAUAAUCAGAUACAUUUCAAGAGUAGUUGUUUGGAUCUUAACUAUUCUUGUUGUUCUGGGAUCACUUGGUGGCACAGGAGUAUUGUGGUGGUUGUAUGUGAAACAGCGAACAUCUCCCAGCGACACUCUUACUGUUGAUCAGCUUCAAAUAGCCAAAGACAAUCGUCAGGCCCUCCUGAUCUAUGCCAUUGCAGCUACAGUCUUCACAGUUAUCUUAUUGUUGAUCAUGUUAGUUUUGCGCAAGCGAGUAGCUCUCACCAUUGCCUUGUUCCACGUGGCUGGCAAGGUCUUCAUUCACCUGCCACUCCUCGUCUUCCAGCCAUUUUGGACUUUCUUCGCCCUCAUCCUCUUUUGGAUCUAUUGGAUCAUGGUUCUGCUCUUCCUAGGUACCACUGGUAGCCCUGUAGGAAAUGAACAAGGUUUUGUCGAGUACCGGGCUGCAGGCCUCCAGAGAUACAUGUGGUGGUACCACAUCGUGGGGCUAGUUUGGAUCAGUGAAUUUAUCCUUGCCUGUCAGCAGAUGACUGUAGCAGGAGCUGUUGUGACAUAUUAUUUUACAAGAGAAAAAUGGAAUCUGCCAUUUACACCUAUUUUAGCAUCUGUCAAUCGCCUGAUCUGUUACCACCUGGGAACUGUAGCGAAAGGAUCUUUCAUUAUUACCUUGGUGAAGAUUCCGAGGAUGAUACUCAUGUAUAUUCAUACCCAAGUCAAAGGAAAAGAAAAUGCCUGUGCUCGAUGUAUUCUGAAAGCCUGCAUUUGCUGCCUUUGGUGUCUAGAAAAGUGCCUGACUUACUUAAAUCAGAAUGCAUAUACAGCCACAGCUAUCAACAGCACCAACUUCUGCACCUCAGCAAAGGAUGCCUUUGUGAUACUGGUGGAGAAUGCAUUGCGUGUGGCUGCCAUCAACACAGUGGGGGACUUCAUGCUGUUCCUAGGAAAGGUCCUUAUCGUGUGCAGCACGGGCUUGGCAGGGAUCAUGCUGCUGAACUACCAGCAGGACUACACCGUGUGGGUGCUGCCCCUCGUCAUUGUCUGCCUGUUUGCAUUCCUGGUCGCUCACUGCUUCCUGUCCAUUUAUGAAAUGGUUGUGGACGUCCUCUUCUUAUGUUUUGCCAUUGAUACAAAAUAUAAUGAUGGCACUCCUGGGAAGGAGUUCUACAUGGAUAAGGUGCUCAUGGAGUUUGUGGAGAACAGCAGAAAAGCAAUGAGAGAAAGCAGGGGAGGCGGCGCUGACGGCAGAGAGCUCAAACCAAUGGCCUCUGGAACCAGUUCAUCUUGAAGCUAGUCAGCCAUUAUGGAAACCAUUGACAUUCCAAAACAAUAUCUAUCUUAUCUUAUCUAUCUAUAUAUAUCUACAUAUAUAUAUUAUUAUUUAAAAAGCAGCCAAAAUCAGAGAAAAGGAACAGGGAUUUAAUACUUUUUUAAUGAUUAUUUUUGUGAAACAUGUACUCUUUUCAUACGGGUGGCUUUUACAAGCAACUUUUAUCAUUGUUCCAUUUUAAAACUAAUCAUUGUGGUUCGUGGCAAUGUUAUGAUUGUUAAUCCAAUUGAGAUACCAUAAUUUGGAGGAGGAUUCUGGAAUACGUUAAAAGAAUCAUGUAUGGAUGCAGAUUUGAAAUGCAUAAAUGGGUCAAGUAUCUUCUCCUCAUGGUUACUUUUAAUGAGCAUAACUCUUUAAAAUUUAAUGGAUAAUGACUGUUCUGGAAGGAAAAGUCCUUCAUAGAUUUUUUUUAAAAAAGAAGUGAAUUGAACAAUAUAUUAAUCGUUUUGGGUUUCUCCCUCCCCCCCCCCCUUUUUUUUUUUGCAAUGGGAUGCUAAUAGAAUCCAGCAAGUUCUAAGUAUCCAGUUUGUUCUCAUUAACACAUUCAACAAUGUAUACCUAAUGCAUUAAAAAAAAACACUAACCAACUCCUCAGGUAUUUAGAUAUUGAGAGAGCACCCAAACCUGUGAAGGAUGUGCUAUAGGGCAUAUGAAAGGAUGAGUUUUAUAUGCAACUUUUUUCCUGAGUUACUUUCUUUGUCCCCUCGUGUUGAAUAUUGUCCUUUGCACACGGUUGUCCUUUUUGAACUACGCAAAUACUUAAAAAGAAACAGUUGAAUAGCAGGCGUCUAAAGUUCAGCCUUAGAUAUAUUCCAUCACUGUUCAUCCGCGAUCACAUGGAAGGAUGCUGGGAGUCGAGUGGGGAAACUGUACAACUAUACAAAAAAAAUUAAGUACUGUAAGUCAUUUGCGUUUUCCUUUACUGUUGAAACCAUUCCUUGGCUGUGUGCUUAUUCUAUAUUCAGUAAUAAGUGGAGUCCAAUGGGAAAGAGCAGGUAAACAUCUUUUUGAAAUGUCACUGCCUUAGCAUCUAAAGUCGUUCUUAAGAGUGGCCUCUGUGCGUUCAGGCGCAUGGGAUCCGAAUGCCACAUGAAUACUUCAGAAGCUUCCGGAAAGCAAUAUUUGUGUCCCUUGCUGCUUUCCGACUGUUCUAGAAUUAAGCUGCAUAAAGAGAAGGUCACCCUAAUAUCUCACUUUCUUAGCAGCAAAGGAUUCAGAACAAGGGUGGAGCCCAAACAGAAUUCAAGGUAUGCCAUAUUCCUAGGAUUUUGUUUGCUUAUUAGCCACCAUCACCCCCCAAUUCAUAGUGCUCUUUCCCAGUAUUUUCCCCCCUCUGGUCUCUGAGUCCAGGAGAGAAAGUGCUGCACGCAGAAGCAGUUUUGAGAAGAAAAGUACAGCUCAUGCUGUAUUUUACUUUAACCACCAACAUCUAAAUGCACCCACUCCAUAGGAAUUCAUUUUAGCAUGUGAGACUGCUGUUUUUGCCUUCAGUUGACCUGCUAAAUUUGUGGAAAUAUGUGGAAAUCCCUUUUGGGCCUCUUAACCUUGGGGACAUUCAGAACCUAGAGGCAUUAAAUCUAGAUUCUGGAUAGUCCAGGUGUUUGGCUUCCUCGUUGUUCCUGUGGCUGCCAGUUCAGCACAGCGGUAACAGGGUUUCCCACAUGCCAUGGGGCCUUUUCCAGAGUUCUUUUAAUCGGCAAUUGAAUAUCAUUAUAAUAGUCUGUGGGUCAGGUUCACUGAAUUCCCUGUUUUCAUUUUAAAAGGCAUAUCUCCACAAUGAAAGGGGUUAGAGACUUUUUAAAAAAUGGAACCGGGGAAUUUGCAGAACCUAAUACACAGAUUGUUAUAACAUUAUAAUGAUACAAACAACAAAGCCCGUUGUAUGAAAAAAUACAACAGGCUCUAGAAAAUUGUUGUUGGUCAUUUUUUAUUUUCCAUGAAACAUAACAAUCAGUAGCACUUACUCCAAGGAAACCACCUUCAGGAUUGCAGCCAGGCUUCUUUAGGGAGGGAGAAUAAGCUCUGCACAAUCCAGCGGGGACCACUCCCAGGCAACCGUGGAUAGGCGCCCAGUGCUUCUGCCUUCUCCUCGGCGACCCUCAGGUGAGGCACAGGGAGGAGUGCUUAGGCUGUCAAUUCGGUGGACUCCCUCCCAGCAAUGCGCCUGUGCAAAGAUCCAUUUGUAUUCUGCUCUUCUUCCCCUCAGCAUCCUCCAACUCUGACCUGGGGGCCACCACAAAGCGCCUGCUUGCCACUGCAAGGGGGUUUGGCGGAUCGACAGCCUGAGCACUCCUCCUGGCGGCAAGCAAGUGCUUCACAGUGGCCUGGAGGCCAGAACGAGAGGGCACUGAGGGGAGGCGUGGGGAGGAGGGCUUAGGCCAUCAAUUCGGCGCAUCCCAUCCUGGCGGCAAGCUGGCACUUAGCAGCAGCCUCGAGGCCGGCCAGAGGGUGCCCACACGAGGAUAAAAAGUGAGUUGUCGCCAAUACGGCUUGCCUUUUAUAUAGUAGAAUAAUGAUGUUCAGUUGCCUUUUUAAAAACAAAAAAAGCCUCCCCUGUGGCGGGAGGGAAACAGCUGGGUGUGUCCAGGAGAAUCCAAACUUUUCAAUCUACACAGCCAUCCAGGCUUUAUUGUGAUCUUUCCCAAACUUUGCCACAAAGCAGGUUUGGAAAAGAUCGGAGAAAAGCUGGAGAAAACCCAGGAGGUAUACAAAUGUAUCGCAAUGCUGUGAGGGAGGAGAUCUCCCAACAGCGUUGAAGCAGGGGCAAACAACCUAUGUGGAAAAGGUCUUCAUUAUCUCUGUCUCUUUCUGGUGCACAUUUGUGAAAGUAAAGAGUUUCAAGAGACACUUACAUGAACAAUUGAUCUGUAACAAAUAUGUUCUUUUCCAGGGAAUGCGGAGACUCAGAGAAUACAUGUGUAGGUCUCAUUGAUUUGUAAUGUAGGGGAGGGGGAGAUAAAACAACAAACGCACGCAAUAACAGAACUCAAGUUAUGAAUUCACCUGAUUGGCUGUGCAGGUCACAUCGAAACUAAAUUUAAAUUCUUAUUUAUAUGCUGCCUCUCACAUGGUGAAAAUGAUACUGUGUAAUCACCAGUCUGAUAGGAGCUAGCAAGUAAUACAAAUGAUGCUACAGACAGCAAAAAAGAAAAUGAGGUGCUCCGAUUACUUCCAUAGAAGAGAGUUAAAUUAUUUUGGAACAGGUGAGCAAGCAGCCCCAUACCUGACAUAUCACAUACAGUUCUUGAAGUGAACUAAAAUUAUUGUGUCCGUAGUUUUUAGCGCCUUUAGGUCUUUCCUUUUUUUAAAUAGUGUAAGGGAUUAUGCUAUACGGUCUCUAAAUUUUUACAAAUAUUAUUCCAACAAAAAUGAUUUUCACGUUAACCUUCGUAUUUGUUUGAAUAUAACAUUUAAACCACAUUUGGUAGACUUCCCCACCACCACCCAAUCCAAUAUUUCAGUACAAUUUUGACAUAAAAUUAACAUGGGGGACUUUUAAAAUUUUAUUUAUGAGAUGUAAAUCAUAAAUAUGGUAAAUCAGACCACACUCUGUUAAGAGCACUGGAAAAUUUUCCGAUUCAGUUUUCUUUCUGGAAAACCCAUAUCACUGGUCAGGGAGAAGGCUAGGCUCCGGCUCCUGGUUUUCUAUAUACAGGGAGUUUUGUUUUCCAAGUAGGUGAUUUGGUGCAGGGGCAUUCAAUCAUGUACUUUCCCACCUAGUGCCUGGAUUGGUAUAGCCCAGGAGUAAUCUAUCGCAUCUGGCAUUCAUAGAACUGAAUGGCAAACUUGGUAGAUAUUGUAUUGUCGAAGGCUUUCAUGGCCGGAGAACGAUGGUUGUUGUGGGUUUUCCGGGCUGUAUUGCCGUGGUCUUGGCAUUGUAGUUCCUGGCGUUUCGCCAGCAGCUGUGGCUGGCAUCUUCAGAGGUGUAGCACCAAAAGAGUGCUACACCUUUGAA